Molecule: messenger RNA, 894 nt
Organism: Solanum pennellii
Lineage: Eukaryota; Viridiplantae; Streptophyta; Magnoliopsida; Solanales; Solanaceae
Product: transcription factor SPT20 homolog
Exons: 1
Coding region: 1-894 (297 amino acids)
Source: RefSeq, a predicted model, not a curated record
AUGGAAGUAGAGAAAAGCAGCAAAGAAAAGGGUGCUGGAAAAGGGCAAGAACAAGAAAAAGGUGAAAAGGAAGAAACAACAAAAAAUUCAAACCAAUCAAACAAAACUCAAAAGGAUGGAAAAAGGAAAAAUGAUGAGCAGAAUCAAACAAGGGCACAAGUGACAGGCCAACAACAAAGGAAAGACAUGCAAAAUCAAGAUGAGCAGAGGCAGCAAGAGGAGAUACAAGAGGAACAGUGGCAGACACAGAAGAAAAGACACCAAAAAAAUCAGGAACAAGUCAUCUCCAAAUCAGUGUGGAGACCUGUCAACCCACCAGUGCAAAAAGCCAAUGACAGCCAACAACAAGAACAAGAAACUUCAGGUAUAUCUAUACUUCCAACUAAAAAUAUUUUCUCACAUCUUGAAAUGCAGGAAAAACAGGAAGCACAACAAACAGAACAGCAGGGAUUCAGGGAAGCAGCUAGUCAGAAGGAUCAUCCCAAAAAUGGACACUGUGCUGAUCAAACUGCCAACAACAAUCCAAACAGCUUGAAGACACCAAAUCUGCAGGCCACUGAUGGAAACAAAAACAGGAAUUUAGGUAUUGACUUAUCUCUCCCAAGCCCCAAAACCCCCAAUAUUAUUGAUGCUGAUGUUGGUCAUACUGUUGAAGCUUAUGGAGGUAUGGAUGGGGGGAGUAAGAAGAAAACCACUAACCUGCAGGAUGGGGUUACCAAAGGGGGGAAUUUGCCUCAUGUUAUGCAUGAGGGGUUGGAUUAUGACCAUAGCAAUGACCAUAGAGCCUCUAAGAAUGAUGAGAACUCAUUGAAUCAGCAGAAUCAACAACUCCAGCAGCAAACUCUAAACAUAGACAACUUUGAGCAACCUGCUAAAGGAAAAAAUGUGAAAUAA